AUGUCAUCAAAGAAAGUAAGAUGUGCAUAUACUAAUGAGGAACAGAAAAAAUUACUUAUAGAGUUUGUGGGCAGAAAUCCUGAUUUGCAGAGCGGAAAGUUUUCCAACACUUUUACUACGAAAGAUGCUCAAAAAUGUUGGGAAGAAAUAGCAACAGAAUUGAAUAAAGUUCCGGGCGCAGAGAAAGAAUGGAAACAAUGGAGAAAGGCGUGGCAAGAUAUGCGAUAUGCAGCCAAGGCAAAGAAUAGUGCAAUAAAAAAGUCCGCUAAACAAACAGGAGGUGGACCACCUACAAGUCAAAUAUUGACUGAUACUGAUCAAACUGUUUUAUCAUUAAUAUGCUCGACAGUAUUAGAUGGGCACGCAAAUGUGCAUGAACCAGAUGCUGUAUUUAUGUGGAACGAUGAUCCCUCACAAGAAUUGGAAUAUUUGGAGGAGGAAAAAGAAAGCGUCAUAGCAACUCUAAGACCGGAAUUGCUCGAAGAACCAAUUCCAUCAACGUCUUUUAAUGCCAAAGAAAAUAUACAAACUGUAGGACCACCAUGCACUUCCAACUCCCUUUCUCAGACUGCAAAUAAAAAAACUUUAAAACAAACGUCUGCUGCUAAGAGGUACGACACAUCAAUUAAACAAACAGAAAAUAUGUGUUUAUGUUAA
This is a messenger RNA of Leptopilina heterotoma, 657 nucleotides long. RefSeq lists its product as uncharacterized. The record is from RefSeq and is a predicted model, not a curated record. The transcript has 5 exons. The coding region runs from base 1 to 657 and encodes 218 amino acids. Gene Ontology annotation, cellular component: nucleus. NCBI's taxonomy places the organism in Eukaryota, Metazoa, Arthropoda, Insecta, Hymenoptera, Figitidae.